GGGAACCCGGAAGCGGCGGCAGCCAUGGCGCAGGGAACCCCGAAGGCAGCGGCCAAGCGGUCCGGGCGGGGGGGGGCGGCGGCGGAGACCGCGUCUCGGGGGGCGAAGGGGCCGAGGAAGGGAGCCCGGGCCAUCGCCCCCAAGAAACUGCGAGUGAUUCAGCAGCAGAAGCUGAAGAAGCGCCUGGAGGUCGCCAUCCGGCAGAAGAUCGAGCGGGACGCGGUGCAGCGAGCGGGCGCCGGGCUGCCCAAGAAGCUGGCGGUGGUCGCGGCCCCCGGACCCCCCAAGGGCAAAGCCAAGAAAGGUCGGGGCUGAGCCCCCCUUCCCCCGGACCCCUUUCCCCCCUCCGCCGCCCCGGAGUGGGGUACAUACACAGAGGAGGUGUCAUGAACGCGUCCGGUCUCAGUUCGUGUUGGAAUUGUUUAAUAAAUAAAAUUGGGGAGAGGCCGAGCCCCCACUCCC
Messenger RNA from Cuculus canorus (common cuckoo), 462 nucleotides. RefSeq names its product chromosome 30 C19orf53 homolog (gene C30H19orf53). The coding region runs from base 25 to 315 and encodes 96 amino acids. The record is from RefSeq and is a predicted model, not a curated record. The transcript has 3 exons. Lineage: Eukaryota; Metazoa; Chordata; Aves; Cuculiformes; Cuculidae.